Empidonax traillii (willow flycatcher) is the source of this 750-nucleotide messenger RNA. RefSeq names its product centromere protein H (gene CENPH). The record is from RefSeq and is a predicted model, not a curated record. Gene Ontology annotation, biological process: chromosome segregation; mitotic spindle organization; kinetochore assembly. Gene Ontology annotation, cellular component: kinetochore; nucleus. NCBI's taxonomy places the organism in Eukaryota, Metazoa, Chordata, Aves, Passeriformes, Tyrannidae. Gene Ontology annotation, molecular function: kinetochore binding. The transcript is spliced from 9 exons. The coding region runs from base 1 to 726 and encodes 241 amino acids.
AUGGCGGCGCUGCUCAGGAAAUUGGAGCAGGAGCAGGAGCUGGGUCUGCGGGACGAGAUGAAGCAGCGCCUCACGGAGUACAGCGUGGCCGUUCGUGGAGGUCAAACAACUUUCCUUGAUGACUGUGUUGAAGAAAAGAGUGUUCAAAGAAGAAAGUUAAAAUGUGGCAUUGCUUUUAAACUUCUUGUUAUCUUCACACUGGGUUUGUCGGGUUUUUUUCCCUUCAGCGCAACAGAAGAUUUGCAAAUAAGUAAAGAGGAAUCAGAAGUCUCUGUGGGGAACAAGACAUUGGCCUUGCAAAGGAUCCAACUUAUGUCUUCCCUGAGAAACACGGUGAAUCAAGAUGAUGAAGACUCAGGUGGGAUCCUGGAAACAGUGAAUCACAUAGUGUUUCUCAGCCAAUCAAUAAUUCACUAUCAGCAGCAAGCACAUGAGAAGAAAGAGAAGUUGUUUGACAUUAAAAGGAAGAGACUCUCACUAAAAAAAGACGAAAGAAGAAAACUACAGCAAAUUCAGGCUAUGAAGAAAAAACAAAAGAAAGAAAAAGGAAAUAUGAACCUGGUUGAAAAGAAGUUGCUUCAGAACAUAGAAAAAGAAAGAGACAUGACUACAGUCAUUCAAAAUGUGUUUCAGAAUAUCAUUAUUGGAAGCGGAGUUAACUGGGCAGAAGAUCCAUCUUUAAAGGCAGUCAUUCUACAGCUUGAAAAAAAUGUCUGUCUUCCGUGAAUCAGGAGGAAUUAUUUUUUAAUU